GCGAGCGGCUGAUUUCCGCUUCCUUCACUGCUGUUGCUCCUGCUGGUUUGCUGGUGGCCACUGAAGUAAAGAUGGCGGCGGCCGAGACCGAUCGUGAUGCACCGUCCGCUCUGUGUAGCGAAUUCCUCAAUUUCUCCGCUAAGGACACCGCUGCGAAAUGGCUACAGGUGAGCAACCUACCCAAAGAGGUGUACCAGCACUUGGCCUGCUAUGUCCCCAAGAUCUACUGCCUGGGUCCCAACCUCAACCCUCAGAACGAGGACCUGCUUGCUCAGCUGCUGCUUCAGGGCCCGCUGGAGUGGUAUCUGUGUGGGGAAGAGCCGUCCGUGGGCUUGUCCAAACUCGAACAGAACAACCAGCCGUCACAACUUUGUGGCCAUGUGUUUAAAGUGGGAGAGCCAACAUACUCCUGCAGGGAGUGUGCAGCCGAUCCGACCUGUGUGCUGUGUAUGCAGUGCUUCUUAGGCAGCGUCCACAAAGAGCAUCGCUACAGGAUGACAACCUCAGGAGGAGGAGGCUUCUGCGACUGUGGAGACACAGAGGCCUGGAAGAAGGGUCCUUACUGUCAAAAACACGAGCCUAAUAUCAGUGACUCCUCCCAGAAGGAUCCUUUAGCGAAUCUGUCUGCUGAGAUGAUCGCUCGCACGUAUAAUGUUUUCUCCAUCAUCCUCAAAUAUGCAGUGGACAUGCUCACCUGGGACAAAGAGGACGAGCUGCCUGAAGGCCUCGAGCCACCGGCACGUGGAGAUAUGUACUACUGCAUGCUGUUCAACGAUGAGGUCCACACGUACGAGCAGGUCAUCUAUACACUACAGAAAGCUGUGAACUGCACCCAGAAAGAGGCCGUCAGUUUCGCCACCACCGUGGACAGAGAUGGCAGGAAGUCUGUUCGCUUUGGGGACUUCCAGUUUUGCGAGCAGGCCAAAUCUGUUAUUGUGGUAAAUACUCUGCAAUCAACAUCUACAAAACCACUUGCCUGGAGAAACACGAGUCGGCAGACGAAACCUCUGCGGGUUCAGGUCAUGCACUCUUCUGUAGUGGCUCAUCAGUGUUUUGCACUCAAAGCUCUGAACUGGCUUGGCCAAACCAUCAGAUACUCAGCAGAUGCUCUGAGGAGGAUCUUGUGUCAGGUGGGUCUGCAGAGAGGACCGGAGGGAGAAAACUCCUCUCUAGUGGACAAACUCAUGCUCUGUGACUCCAAGAUGUGGAAAGGAGCGAGAAAUGUUUACCAUCAGCUCUUUAUGAGCAGUCUACUCAUGGAUCCGAAGUACAAGAAACUUUUUGCUAUCCAGUUUGCGAGGAGUUACCAGCGCCUUCAGACAGAUUUUAUGGAGGACGAUCACGAGCGUGUAGUGUCAGUGACCUCUCUGUCAGUGCAGCUCUUCACCGCGCCUACUGUGGCGCGGAUGCUGAUCACAGAUGAGAAUCUGAUGACCACCAUCAUCCGCACGUUCGUGGAUCACCUCAGACACCGAGACCUGCAGGGCCGCUUCCAGUUUGAACGCUACACCGCACAACAGGCCUUCAAAUUCCGCCGAGUCCAGAGCCUUAUCGGAGACCUCAAGUAUGUCUUGAUCAGCCGUCCAACAGAGUGGACCGACCAACUCAGGGAGAAGUAUCUGGAAGGUUUUGAUGCUUUCUUGGAGUUGCUUAAAUGCAUGCAGGGAAUGGACCCGGUUGUGCGCCAGGUGGGGCAGCACAUAGAGAUGGAGCCAGAAUGGGAGGCAGCGUUUACCUUACAGAUGAAGCUCACACAUAUCAUCUCCAUGAUGCAGGAGUGGUGUGCCAGUGACGAGAGAGUGCUGAUUGAAGCGUAUAAGAAGAGCCUGAGUGCACUGACUCACUGCCACAGCGGUUUCACAGACGGAGAGCAGCCUAUAACCCUCAGCAUGUGCGGUCACUCCGUCGACACCAUCCGCUACUGCGUCUCUCAGGAGAAAGUGAGCAUACACCUGCCUGUGUCCCGGCUUCUAGCAGGUUUACAUGCUCUGCUGAGCAAAAUUGAGGUUGCCUAUCGAUUCCCCGAGCAGCUUCCUCUGAGUGAACUAAGUCCACCCAUGCUGAUCGAACACCCGCUCCGCUGCCUUGUACUCUGUGCCCAGGUGCAUGCUGGGAUGUGGAGAAGAAACGGCUUCUCUUUGGUUAAUCAGAUAUAUUAUUAUCACAAUGUGAAGUGUAGAGUGGAGAUGUUUGAUAAAGACCUCAUCAUGCUUCAGGCUGGAGCUUCCAUGAUGGAUCCAAACCACUUCCUGAUGAUCAUGUUGAGUCGUUUUGAGCUCUAUCAUAUCUUCAGCUCAGCAGACUGCAGAAAGAGAUACAGCCGAGAGAACGCAAAUAAGGAUGUGGUUCAGCAAAAUAACACCCUAAUAGAGGAAAUGCUGCACUUGAUCAUUAUGAUCGUGGGUGAGCGCUACACAGCAGGUGUCGGUCAGGUGGAGAUCACGGAUGAGAUCAGACGAGAGAUCGUUCACCAGCUCUGCAUUCGACCCAUGGCCCACAGCGAGCUGGUCAAAGCACUGCCUGAGAAUGAGAACAAGGAGACAGGAAUGGAGAGGGUCAUCGAUAGUGUGGCUUUGUUUAAGAAGCCUGGCGUGACGGGUAGAGGACUCUAUAAACUCAGACCAGAGUGUGCCAAGAUGUUCAAUCUUUACUUCCACCAUUACUCCAGAGCUGACCAGUCUAAGGCUGAAGAAGCUCAAAGAAAAAUAAAGAGGCAAAAUGGGGAAGAUUCAGUUCUGCCUCCACCAGUCCUGCCUCGCUUCUGUCCGCUGUUUGCCAGUCUGGUGAACAUCCUGCAGUGUGACGUGCUGCUGGGCAUUCUAGGAGCUGUUCUGCAGUGGGCAAUGGAGCCUAGUGGAGGACACUGGUCUGAGUCCAUGCUUCAGAGGGUGCUGCAUCUCAUUGGGAUGGGGCUGGUGGAAGAACAGCAGCAUCUCAUCAGCAGCGCAGAAGACUAUAAUGAUACCAACUUCAAUUUCACUCUCAAAAUCUCCAGACCCGGCGAGGCUCCUGCUAACACUGCCAGCAUCUUGGCUUUACUGGAGACGCUGCAGAACGCUCCUCAUCUGGAGGUGCACAAGGACAUGAUCCGCUGGAUCCUCAAGACUGUGGCCUACAUCAAAACCACGCGUGAGUGCACAGCCAGUGCGCCCCCCAGUGACAGCUCAGGGCACAGUCAAGAGGAGACGGUGCGGGAUAAGGAAAAGGCGGAGCGGAAGAGGAAAGCGGAGAUGGCGCGACUCAGGAGAGAGAAAAUCAUGGCUCAGAUGUCAGAGAUGCAGAGACACUUCAUCAACGAGAACAAAGAGUUGUUCCAGCAGAGCCUGGAGGACCUGGACCCCUCCACAUCCUCCACGCUGGAGCACAGCCCCAGCUCGUGUGACAGUGCUCUGGUGUGUGUGGGCCCGCGGCGCUGGCGAGCAGGUGGCAGCGACCGCAGGCAGGUGGUGACAUGUAUCCUGUGCCAGGAGGAGCAGGAGAUCCGUAGCGACGGCAAAGCCAUGGUCCUCGCUGCAUUCGUCCAGCGCUCCACUGUCAUGUCCAAAAACCGCAAGAGACCACCACACAACCCAGAUAAAUAUGACCCCCUGUUCAUGCACCCCGACCUGUCGUUCGGCACACACACGGGCAGCUGUGGACACAUCAUGCACUCGCACUGCUGGCAGAGGUAUUUUGAGGCGGUGCAGGCUAAAGAGCAGCGCAGGCAGCAGAGGCUCCGUGUGCACACUAGUUAUGACGUGGAGAACGGAGAGUUUUUGUGUCCACUCUGCGAAUGUCUGAGUAACACAGUCAUUCCUCUGCUGCCACUCACUAAGACCUGCUGCAGCUCUGAACAGCCUGAUCUGAGCCAGUGGUUAAACAUCACCUCUCAUCAGAUGAAAGCCCUGAUCUCUGCUCACAGGAAGUCCAAAACCAGCAGUGCUGAAGCUGCUGAUGAAACAGACGGUGUCAAUGACUGUCCACCACCUGAUGGCUUCAGACUAGAUCACACUCCAAAAAAUCCAUAUUCAAGCACCAUAAAGGAGAUGCUGACUACGUUUGGGACAGCCACGUAUAAAGUGGGUCUGAAAGUGCACCCGAAUGAGCAGGACCCCCGAGUGCCAAUCAUGUGCUGGGGCAGCUGUGCCUACACCAUCCAGUCUAUAGAGAGAUUACUGGUGGAUGAAGAGAAGCCUUUGUUUGGAAGUUUACCAUGCAGACAGGACGACUGUUUGAGUUCUCUGACGCGGUUUGGCUCUGCCUGCUGGACAGUCUCCUCUCAUACCACUGUACAGAAUCACUUCAUCAGGCUCUUAGCAGCCCUUGUUCCUGAUCCCCGGGUGGAGAAUACCCCUUGUAUUCUGGAUGUAGACAUGUUUCACUUGCUGGUGAGUUUGGUGCUGUCCCAUCCAGCAGUUCUCUGUCUGGAUUCCUCAGGGCUCAGCGCAGAUGCUGCACAACUGCACUUCUUGCACCUGAUCACAGUCGCUCACGUUGUCCAGAUCCUCCUGACCUCUUUACCUGAGGAGGUGCGGAUGGAGCAGGAGACUGGAGGAGCCGAGAGAGAAGAGGAGGAGAGUGUGUGUUUGCUCUACAAUACUCUCAGGAGUCUGCUGGGCCGUGGCUUGCGCGAGGUGAGCUCAGGCUGGCAUCUGUGGCGCUGUGUGAAAGCUGGAAUCCUGCCUUAUCUGAGAGCCGCCGCUCUCUUCUUCCACUAUCUCAACGGAGCUCCAGCACCACCGGAGUUACACGCUCUAGGUGCGGGUGAAUGGGAGGCUCUGUGUGGAUACCUGUGUCUGCCUUCCAACCUGCUACAGCUCUACUUCAACAAUCUAGACAUCAUGGAGCCUCUGUUGCAUGGGUGGUGUUCUCAUCCAGCUCUUCAGGCUCUUCAGAGCAGCGUGACUCUCAUCAGGUUUCCCAGAGAGUCCAAUCAUCUCAUCGAUCUGCCGGGCGACUACAGCGCGUUGAUCAACCAGGCCUCCAGCUUCACGUGUCCUAAAUCUGGAGGAGAUAAGUCUCGCGUUCCUACUCUGUGUCUGGUGUGCGGUGCCAUGCUCUGCUCUCAGAGCUACUGCUGUCAGACGGAGCUGGAAGGAGAAGACGUGGGGGCCUGUACCGCACACACUUUCACCUGCGGAGCCGGAGUCGGCAUCUUCCUCAGGGUGAGGGAAAGUCAGGUCCUGUUCCUGGCUGGCAAAACUAAGGGCUGUUUUUAUGCUCCCCCAUACCUGGAUGACUAUGGAGAAACAGACCAAGGGCUAAGACGGGGGAACCCAUUACACUUGUGCCAUGAGCGCUACAGAAAGAUCCAGAAGCUGUGGCGUCAGCACAGCAUCACGGAGGAGAUCGGCCACGCUCAGGAGGCCAAUCAGACUUUGGUGGGCAUCGACUGGCAGCAUCUGUGAACUUGCAUUUCUCACAUUUACACACAAAGGGGACCCGCACAGCAGGGCCAGAGGCUCCACGCCGUGUCUCUCGCUCUUCCUCCACCCCUUUCUCCAUCUUUCUGACAGUGGACGAAUGCAUGACUUCUCUUUUCUUUUCGUCUUUUGAUGGAGACGUCUCCAUUUUUUUCGUUUGAAUAUGAAAUAAAUACAUAUUUAAAAAGACAUAUAGCCAAGGUGUUGAACCGCAACCAAUGAGGGUUCCUUAUUUGCAACAGAUAUUCUUCAUAGGAAUGAUAUUUAAUUUCUUCUCCAACUAAUGUUAAAUUAUUUUGGAGGGAAUUAUUUCGCUUCCACAUAUAGGUUUCUUCGCAAGACACUACUCUUAUCGCUUUGGGAGUGCUGUCCUUCAAGUAAGCACAAAUAUCCCUCAAAGCCCAAGCAGGGAUAGCGCCACCUGUAGGAUACACGCCGCAUUCUCUUUGCCCCCUUCAUCUCAAAGGCUGCAAUACAUUAUGAGUUAAGGCCACCUAAUUAAUGUGCUCUGCCAACGCACAUGAAUAUGUCCUUCGAACGCUCGGUUUCUGUUUGUCUGGGUCCUGUAUGAGUGAGUUUUUACGUGCCGGUGUGUAGUUGGUAUGUUUGUUAUACGAUGGUUUUUCUAAGGUGGUUCGUUUUUUUAUGACUGUUGUUGUUGUGUUGUUGUGAAGCUUAUUUAUGUGUUUCUGGCAGAUGUUUGUUGUGUUUAACUCAAAUCUAUGGAGUCAUGCUUUUCACAAAGUUGAACAUGACUUCCAUUCUUACACAUGAUUUUGACGUGUGCCGUGUGGUUAUUUUUUUUUCUUGAGACUGCUGCACCUUUUUUUCUGAGCAGUAACGAAUGCAGAUUUGCAUAUCCUUAAGUUUUGGUCUCCUUUUUUUCUUUAUAGUGGCCUUGGCCUGAGUAUUUAGUCCAAACGAAAGCGUAAACAUACACACAUGCUGCUUUCAGAUACAAGUUUUCAUGCCUCGCGCAAUUCAGAGGAAGGCCCGUUGUUUCUAAAGCGGUGAGCAUACUCCCUGAGACAAUUCCAGUGGCUGCUGCAGCGUAUUACUUCACGAACUGACUUGUUAAUAUGUGAAUUCUUGUAUAAAUGGGUACAGUGUACUAUAUUGUAAAACAUUAAUGAAAUAAAAAAGACAAAAAGAC
Molecule: messenger RNA, 6555 nt
Organism: Danio rerio (zebrafish)
Lineage: Eukaryota; Metazoa; Chordata; Actinopteri; Cypriniformes; Danionidae
Source: RefSeq, a predicted model, not a curated record